AUGCAAGCAGAGAAGAAUUAUGCCAGAGAUUACAGCGAUGCAAUAAAAUCCAAACAGGCUGUCAAUGGUGAUUACUCAAACACAGGUUAUGACCGAGGGCAACUCAACCCCAGCAGUUUCCAGUGUGGGGAUGGUCGUAUAGCUACAUUCACCCUGACCAACAGUGCACCUAUGGAUGCUUCUUUCUACACUGUCCACUUGAAACAGUGGGAGGAAUGUGUGAAGGGUAUUUUGAGGAACCAGUCUGAGAGUGAGGGAACUGCUUACCUGGUGACAGGAACUGUACCUUCACAAGAUCGUAGAAUACCAAGACAAGAGGAAUUUGAUGAUGUUAGCAAAAGAGAUUUCCACAGAGUCACUGUUCCUACUCAUAUCUGGACAGCUGUCUGUUAUAAGCAUAAUGUUGAUGAUGAGAAGUCCUUUUCAUUUGGCUAUAUAGGGCUAAAUCAUCCAAACAGUACAAUAAAUGUCAUGACUGUACCACAACUUAAUGCUGAGCUGCCUGCUCUCUAUGGUACAUCUAUAGUAAAUAUUUUCACAGAUGACUGUUUUUCUAACAAUCGUAAAUCUGAAGGAAUUAUCCGACUCCUUUACCAGUCCAUCCAGCUGCCCAUUAGUGAAACUGAUGCUUCAAAGAAGUCAGAGGUAACAGAACUGCUUACAGAGGAGGGAAUACACUGCAUGGGCUCUUGUCUGUACAGGGACAACUCUAGAGAUUAUUAUUGCUGUGACCAAAAAAAUAGAGAGAUACCAUGUUCUCCUGAUUAUUCCAAUGUAACAGUAUAUGGAGACAAGUGUUGGAGUGACCACACCUGUGGAACACAUGGUUAUUACUACUAUUGGUGUUAUACACACACAUCAUGGGAUUACUGCAGUCCCCCUCCCUUACCACUGGGCAAAGGAGUAGGGAAGUACAGGGGAGAUGGGAGCAUGUGCCGUUCUGACUACAACUGUGGCUGGUAUGGUAAUAAAUACACCUGGUGUUACACUGAUUACAGUAAUACCUGGGACUACUGCUGCAAUAUUGAUGCUUACCCAUUCUCUGCUCUAAAUGGCAUGACCUGCAAGACUGACCAUCCAUGUGAUUACUAUGGUUAUAAUUACCUCUGGUGUUAUACCACAGAUGGGAAGUGGGACUACUGCUGUUCCCUGUGA
Alosa alosa (allis shad) is the source of this 1155-nucleotide messenger RNA. RefSeq lists its product as uncharacterized. Lineage: Eukaryota; Metazoa; Chordata; Actinopteri; Clupeiformes; Clupeidae. Bases 1 to 1155 code for a protein of 384 amino acids. Gene Ontology annotation, molecular function: nucleic acid binding; metal ion binding; hydrolase activity. The transcript has a single exon. The record is from RefSeq and is a predicted model, not a curated record.